Messenger RNA from Haemorhous mexicanus (house finch), 5910 nucleotides. It is a transcript of the gene ZBTB45, whose product is annotated as zinc finger and BTB domain containing 45. The transcript is spliced from 4 exons. NCBI's taxonomy places the organism in Eukaryota, Metazoa, Chordata, Aves, Passeriformes, Fringillidae. Gene Ontology annotation, molecular function: protein binding. Gene Ontology annotation, biological process: regulation of immune system process; negative regulation of transcription by RNA polymerase II; regulation of cytokine production. The record is from RefSeq and is a predicted model, not a curated record. Bases 2006 to 3805 code for a protein of 599 amino acids.
UUGGGGACACUGGGGACAUUGGGGGGUCUCUUUGAGGACACUGGGGACAUUGGGGUCCGUUUGGGGACAGUGGGGUCCGUUUGGGGACAUUGGACACAUCGGGGAGGUUCCUUUGGGGACACUGGGGACAUUGUGGGGUCCCUUUGGGGACAUUGGGGACAUCGGAGGGUCCCUUUGGGGACACUGUGGGGUCCCUUUGGGGAUGUUGAGGACAUCGGAGGGUCCCUUUGGGGACAUCAGGAGGUGUCUUUGGGAAUGCUGGGGACACUGUGGGGUCCCUUUGGGGACGUUGGGGUCCCUUUGGUGACAUUGGGGACACUGGGUUCCUUUUGGGCACACUUGGGACACUGUGAGGUCCCUUUGGUGACAUUGGGGACACUGGGGUCCCUUUGGGGACACUUGGGACACUGUGAGGUCCCUUUGGGGACAUUGGGUUCCUUUUGGGGACAUUGGGGUCACCCUGGGGCUCCGUGAGGAGCCGCGGCCCUGCAGCACCCCCGGCCCGCCAGGGGGCGCCCUCCGGCGCGCGGCCGCUCUCCCCGUCUCUAUGGCGGGCGGAGGCGCGCGGGGCGCCCUCUAUGAUCCGCUUCCGGUCCGCUGCGGCGGAAGUGACGUCAGAGAGCGGCGGCGGCGGGAGCCGGAGCGAGGUCCCGCCAGCCUCGCCGCUGUCCCCGCGUGUGUCCCCGGCACCGCGGGGCUCCCGCCAGCCCGGUGUCCCCGCUGUCCCCUCUGUCCCUGCUGUCCCCGUGUCCCCACUGUCCCUGUGUCCCCGCUGUCCCCACUGUCCCUGCUGUCCCCGUGUCCCCGCUGUCACUGCCAUCUCUGUGACCCCGUGUCCCCUCUGUCCCCAGUGUCCCCCUCUAUCCCCGGUGUCCUCGUGUCCCCCUGUACCCCUGAGUCCCCAGGGUCCCCUCUAUCCCCAGUGUCCCCAAAGUCCCCCUUUGUCCCUCAGUAUCCACUUUAUCCGCAGUGUCCCUGGAGUCCCCAGUGUCCCUCUGUCCCCCAGUGUCCCUGGAGUCCCCCGUGUCCCUGGAGUCCCCCGUGUCCCUCUGUCCCCCAGUGUCCCCACCAUCCCUGUGUCCCCUCUAUCCCCACCAUCCUCUCUAUCCCCUCUAUCCCAGUGUCCCCCCAGUGUCCCCUGUCCCCCUAUUCCCCAGUGUCCCCUCUAUCCCCCAGUGUCCCUCUGUCCCCCUGUGUCCCCACCAUCCCUGUAUCCCCUCUAUCUCCAGUGUCCCCUCUAUCCCCUGUGUACCCAGUAUCCCCAGUGUCCCCAGUGUCCCCACAGUGUCCCCUGUCCCCCCUCUAGCCCCAGUGUCCCCAGUGUCCCCACAGUGUCCCUUGUCCCCCCUCUAGCCCCAGUGUCCCUCUGUCCCCUUGUGUCCCCUCUAUCCCCUGUGUACCCAGUAUCCCCAGUGUCCCCAGUGUCCCCGCAGGGUUCCCUGUCCCCCCUCUAGCCCCAGUGUCCCUCUGUCCCCUUGUGUCCCCUCUAUCCGCAGUGUCCCCAGUGUACCCAGUAUCCCCAGUGUCCCCACUGUCCGCGCAGUGUCCCCUGUCCCCUUGUGUCCCCUCUAUCCGCAGUGUCCCUCUAGCCCCAGUGUCCCCAGUGUCUCCAGUGUCCCCACCAUCCCCUCUCUCCUCUCUAUCCCCAGUGUCCCCUGUGUCCCCAGUGUCCCUGCCGUGUCCCCUGUCCCCCCUCUAGCCCUAGUGUCCCUCUGUCCCCUUGUGUCCCCUCUUGUCCCAGUGUCCCCAGUGUCCCUGUGUCCCCAGUGUCCCCAGUGUCCCCACCAUCCCCAGUGUCCCCAGUGUCCCCAGUGUCCCUUGUCCCCCCUCUAUCCCCAGUGUCCCUCUGUCCCCUUGUGUCCCCUCUAUCCGCAGUGUCCCUCUAGCCCCAGUGUCUCUAGUGUCCCCACCAUCCUCUCUAUCCCCAGUGUCCCCAGUGUCCCUGCCGUGUCCCCUGUCCCCCCUGUGUCCCCCGUGUCCCCAGUGUCCCCGUGUCCCCGCGGCCAUGCCGGAGGCGGUGCACUACAUCCACCUGCACAACUUCAGCCGCUCGCUGCUGGAGACGCUCAACGGGCAGCGCGUGCGCGGCCACUUCUGCGACGUCACCGUGCGCAUCCGCGAGGCCUCGCUGCGCGCGCACCGCUGCGUGCUGGCCGCCGGCAGCCCCUUCUUCCACGACAAGCUCAGCCUGGGCCACUCGGCCAUCGAGGUGCCGCCCGUGGUGCCCUCGGCCGCCGUGCGCCAGCUGGUCGAGUUCCUCUACAGCGGCAGCCUGGUGGUGGCGCAGUCCGAGGCGCUGCACAUCCUCACGGCCGCCUCCGUGCUGCAGAUCAAGACGGUCAUCGACGAGUGCACGCAGAUCAUCUCGCAGGCCCGCGGCCCCGCCAAGGCCGUGGUGGCCCCGCCGGAGCUGUCCCCGCCGCUGACCGCGCCGCUGGCCACGGAGCUGGCCACGGAGCUGGCCACGGAGCUGGCCGUGCCGGAGCCGGACGGGCCCAGCGGGCACAGCCGCAAGCAGCGGCAGCCGCUGCGCCUGGCGCCCGCCGCGCUCAAGGAAGAGCGCCUGGAGGACGAGGAGGAGGAGGAGGAGGAGGAAGGAGAGGAUGAAGGAGCCCCCCAGGAAGGCGUGCUGGCCCCGCCGCCCUUCCCCGGCCCGGAGCCGCCAUUCCUGGGCGCGGCCGAGGCCUUCCUGCCGCCCUGGGACGGGCAGCCCCGCGAGGCGCCGGGGGGGGACGGGUUCGGUUUCGGGGCGCCCCCGGCGCUGGCGCCGCCCUACCGGGGGUCUCUGGAGGGGGGCGGCGGCCCCGCGGCGCCCCCGGCGCCCCCCGGCGCCCCCCAGCGCGGGGCACAGCCCACCCCCCCGUACCAGUGCGGGCACUGCCAGAAGAGCUUCAGCUCCCGCAAGAACUACACCAAGCACAUGUUCAUCCACUCAGGCGAGAAGCCCCACCAGUGCUCGGUCUGCUGGCGCUCCUUCUCGCUGCGGGACUACCUGCUGAAGCACAUGGUGACGCACACGGGCGUGCGCGCCUUCCAGUGCGGCGUCUGCUGCAAGCGCUUCACGCAGAAGAGCUCCCUGAACGUGCACAUGCGCACGCACCGCCCCGAGCGCUUCCAGUGCCGCCUCUGCUCCAAGGGCUUCUCCCACCGCACCCUCCUGGAGCGGCACGCCGCCGCCUCGCACCCCGGGCCGCCGCCGGGGCCGCCCCUGGGGCCGGCGCCGCCGCUGGGACCGCCACCGGGGCCGCCGCCGGGGCUGCCACCGGGGCCGCCGCCUGGGCUGCCACUGGGACUGCCACCUGGGCUGCCACCGGGGCCACCAGCAGGGCCACCAGCGGGGCCGCCGCUGGGACUACCAGCAGGGCCACCAGCAGGGCCACCAGCAGGGCCACCGCCUGGGCUGCCACUGGGACCGCCACCUGGGCUGCCACCAGGGCCACCAGCGGGGCCACCAGCGGGGCCACCAUCUGGGCUGCCACUGGGACCGCCAGCAGGGCCACCAGCAGGGCCACCGCCUGGGCUGCCACUGGGACCACCACCUGGGCUGCCCCCAGGGCCACCAGCGGGGCCACCAGCGGGGCCACCAUCUAGGCUGCCACUGGGACCGCCAGCGGGGCCACCAGCAGGGCCACCGCCUGGGCUGCCACUGGGACCGCCACCUGGGCUGCCCCCGGGGCCACCAGCGGGGCCACCAGCAGGGCUGCCGCUGGGGCCAGCAGCGGGGCCACCGCCAGGGCCAGCGCCGGAGCCCGGGGUGGGCCCGUGGCCGGAGGUGGCGGGCGCUGGCCCCGCUCACUCGGCCUGAGGAGGGGUCCCUGAGGUGGGCCCGGGGGAGGCUGCAGGAGGGGCCGAGGGGUUCCCGUGGGGUCCCGGAGGUGCUGGGGACGAUCCCGGUGACAGGAGAAGGGAUGGGGACGUGGGGGACACCCAGGGAUCCGGGCAGCACCGGGAUCAUGGGACGGAUCCGGAGGGAUCAUGGGACAGAUCCUGCUCAGAUCACGGGACAGAUCCGGAGGGAUCACGGGACAGAUCCUGAGGGAUCAUGGGACAGAUCCUGCUCAGAUCACAGGACAGAUCCUGAGAGAUCACGGGACAGAUCCUGCUCAGAUCACAGGACAGAUCCUGAGUGGAUCAUGGGACAGAUCCUGAGGGAUCACAGGACAGAUCCUGCUCAGAUCACGGGACAGAUCCUGAGGGAUCACGGGACAGAUCCUGCUCAGAUCACAGGACAGAUCCUGAGGGGAUCAUGGGACAGAUCCUGAGGGAUCACGGGACAGAUCCUGAGGGAUCACAGGACAGAUCCUGAGGGAUCAGGGCACAGAUCCUGCUUAGAUCACGUCACAGAUCCUGAGGGGAUCACGGGACAGAUCCUGAGGGAAUGCGGGACAGAUCCUGAGGGAUCACGGGACAGAUCCUGCUCAGAUCACAGGACAGAUCCUGAGGGAUCACAGGACAGAUCCUGCUCAGAUCACAGGACAGAUCCUGAGGGAUCACAGAACAGAUCCUGCUCAGAUCACGGCACAGAUCCUGAGGGAUCACAGGACAGAUCCUGCUCAGAUCACGGGACAGAUCCUGAGGGAUCACGGGACAGAUCCUGAGGGAUCACGGGACAGAUCCUGAGGGAUCACAGGACAGAUCCUGAGGGAUCAGGGCACAGAUCCUGCUCAGAUCACGGGACACAUCCUGAGUGGAUCAUGGCCCAGAUCCUGCUCAGAUCACGGCACAGAUCCUGAGGGAUCACAGGACAGAUCCUGAGGGAUCACAGGACAGAUCCUGCUCAGAUCACGGCACAGAUCCUGCUCAGAUCACGGCACUGAUCCUGAGUGAUCAUGGGAAAGAUCCUGAGGGAUCAGGGCACAGAUCCUGAGUGGAUCACAGGACAGAUCCUGCUCAGAUCAUAGGACAGAUCCUGAGGGAUCACAGGACAGAUCCUGCUCAGAUCAUGGCACAGAUCCUGAGGGAUCAGGGCACAGAUCCUGAGGGAUCACGGCCCAGAUCCUGCCGGGGGCUCCGCCGCGGCUCCCGGAGGCGCCCCCAGGAGGAGUUUGGCGAUGGCCACCAAGGCCCAAGGGGGCAAACGGAGCCCGGGAACCCCGGUGGCCCUGGGGGGCGAACGAUGACGUCAUUGACCCAUUGGCACCCCCGGAAUGUUCUGGAGCAGGGAUUGGACAGAUGGACAGGAGUGGCCAUGGAGAUGCUCAGAGGGGCGGACAGAACUGAGGUGUCACACCUGGGGAAGGAUCCAGGGACACCUGAGAGGGGACCUAGGAGCUGGGGAGGGACGUGGGACUGGCUGGGUGAAAGGUCCUGGUGGCACCUGGGGGGACACAGGGUCCCUCCUGUCCCCUCCCCAGGACACAGGGUCCCUCCUGUCCCCUCCCCAGGACGCAGGGUCCCUCCUGUCCCCUCCCCAGGGACACAGGGCCCCUCCUGUCCCCUCUCCCAGGGACACAGGGUCCCUCAUUGUCCCCUCCCCAGGGACACAGGGCCCCUCCUGUCCCCUCUCCCAGGGACACAGGGUCCCUCCUGUCCCCUCCCCAAGGACACAGGGUCCCUCAUUGUCCCCUCCCCCAGGACACAGGGUCCCUCCUGUCCCCUCCCCAAGGACACAGGGUCCCUCCUGUCCCCUCCCCAGGGACACAGGGUCCCUCCUGCCCCCUCCCCCAGGACACAGGGUCCCUUCUGUCCCCUCCCCGGGACACAGGGCCUUUCCUGUCCCCUCCCCAGGACACAGGGUCCCUCCUGUCCCCUCCCCAGGACACAGGGUCCCUCCUGUCCCCUCCCUAGGGGUCACGGGGUCCCUCCUGUCCCCCUGAUGGUGACAGUGACCCCGGGGGGUUUAGGGACACUCUCGGUGCCGUUUUUGCCGUUUUUUACAUUAAAACUGAUGUCACCUGUGCUGUGUCACCU